This is a messenger RNA of Cavia porcellus (domestic guinea pig), 2830 nucleotides long. It is a transcript of the gene Gtf2e1, whose product is annotated as general transcription factor IIE subunit 1. The transcript is spliced from 5 exons. Gene Ontology annotation, cellular component: transcription factor TFIIE complex. NCBI's taxonomy places the organism in Eukaryota, Metazoa, Chordata, Mammalia, Rodentia, Caviidae. Gene Ontology annotation, biological process: transcription open complex formation at RNA polymerase II promoter; transcription initiation at RNA polymerase II promoter. The record is from RefSeq and is a predicted model, not a curated record. Bases 177 to 1499 code for a protein of 440 amino acids.
GACCAUGGAGCUGCCCGGGUGCGACCCCGGGCAGGACAAAUUGGCUGCGCCUUGCAUGGCCCCGGGCCUAUCUGAGAGAGUCAGAGGGAGCGUGGGGUCCGCAGUGGGGAGAACAGGACACUGCUGAUCUCAGCUCGGGCGUCGCGUAUAUAAAAAGUUGAACUUUGCUGCUAAAGAUGGCAGACCCAGAUGUCCUCACCGAGGUUCCGGCGGCAUUGAAGAGGUUGGCCAAGUACGUGAUCCGAGGUUUUUAUGGCAUAGAGCACGUGUUGGCCUUGGAUAUCCUGAUUCGGAACCCCUGUGUGAAAGAGGAGGAUAUGCUGGAGCUACUCAAGUUUGAUCGGAAGCAACUUCGAUCAGUUUUGAAUAAUUUAAAGGGAGACAAGUUCAUCAAAUGCAGAAUGAGAGUAGAAACUGCCGCAGAUGGGAAAACUACUCGCCAUAAUUACUACUUUAUCAAUUAUCGCACACUUGUUAAUGUGGUAAAAUAUAAACUAGACCACAUGAGAAGAAGGAUUGAGACGGAUGAGAGAGAUUCCACCAACCGGGCUUCCUUCAAAUGUCCUGUGUGUUGUAGUACUUUCACAGACCUAGAAGCUAAUCAGCUCUUUGAUCCCAUGACAGGAACUUUCCGCUGUACGUUUUGCCAUACAGAAGUAGAAGAAGAUGAAUCAGCAAUGCCCAAAAAAGAUGCACGCACACUUUUGGCAAGGUUUAAUGAACAAAUUGAGCCCAUUUAUGCAUUGCUUCGGGAGACAGAGGAUGUGAACUUGGCCUAUGAAGUACUUGAGCCAGAACCUACGGAAAUCUCAGCCCUGAAACAGAGCAAGGACAGAGCAGCCAGUACUGCUGGAGCUGCUGGCCAAGCAGGAGGUCACCACCGGGAAGCGUGGGCCACCAGAGGGCCCUCCUAUGAGGACUUAUACACGCAGAAUGUUGUCAUUAACAUGGACGACCAAGAAGAUGUCCACCGUGCCUCCCUGGAGGGGAAAUCUGCCAAAGAGAGACCCAUUUGGCUGAGAGAGAGCACUGUCCAAGGGUCAUAUAGUUCUGAAGAGAUGAAAGAAGGUGGCCUAGACAUGGAUGCAUUUCAGGAGCGCGAGGAAGGCCACACGGGGCCUGAUGAUAAUGAGGAGGUCAUGCGCGCACUCCUCAUUCAUGAGAAGAAGACUCCCACUGCCGCCGCCAGCUCUGUGGGGGCAGCUGCUCCUGUGGCUGCCACCAAUCCCAGUGACUCUGAAAGUGAGACCAGCGAGUCAGACGACGACUCUCCACCCCGGCCAGCAGUGACUGUGGCUAUGCAUCGUCGGGAGGAGGAUGAGGAAGAUGAGGAAGAGUUUGAAGAGGUGGCAGAUGAUCCUGUUGUCAUGGUAGCUGGCCAUCCAUUCUCAUACAGUGAAGUGAGCCAGCGGCCAGAGCUGGUGGCCCAGAUGACACCAGAAGAGAAGGAAGCGUACAUAGCCAUGGGACAGCGCAUGUUUCAGGACCUCUUUGAAUGAACUUUCUCUGCCUACUCCUUUCUGUCAUGCUCGUUUCAAAAAGAAAUUCCCUACCUUUGAAGAAAAAUGUGCAAGUGGCUUUCCUGCCCUCUUGAUAGAAAGCACCUAUUAAUGUUUUACAAAGAAUAAUGGGAGAGAAUGUUUGAUUUUAAUGCCACAGCAUCCCAGAAAGGUAGGUUGACCGUAAGCAUUCCCUUCUCCGCUGUACUGCAGUAUUAAUAUGUUACUGUAUUUCCGAAUCUGUUUUUUUUCCUCUUUAAGAUACCCUUUUUUCCCUUCUGCGAUAAAUGAGGGAAAUAAAUUCUUCUUUGCAUACUUACAGAAACCUACUACAGUUAGUAAUAGUUUUGUUGAUUCUUACCAAGGAUUUAAACAGUUCCUAAUAUUGUCCCCAAACAAAACAGUUUGCUGAUAGGCAAAUUGUUCGUUAAGGGGAAAGGAUGCUAAAACUCCAUAUUUGCCCUAAUUAAGAUUGGUAUAAAUAUGUCAGGGGAGGUGAGAAUGUGUACAGAAGAGGGAUGGAUAUGCCUGAGCCUUGUGAUUAGUGUGUAAACCAAAAUUUGUAUUUUCAGAAUUGACCAGACUGGUAGAUUCUAUUGUUUUGCUUAAUACUUUUUUGGUUUGGAUUUUGGGUGACACAGUAGAAAGUAUGUGUAGUAUGCCAUUAUGAAGAAAUUAAAGAAAAUAUGUUCAAAGGACAAAGAGUCCGUGUAAAGGAUUGAAGAGUGAAGAGCGUUGGACAGAGUGCCUUAGAGCUGCCUGUGUCUGUGCUGGAAGCCCUUUAGGUAAACCUGAGAGCACCCCACCCUCCGUAGACUUCUUGUCAGGACUAUCACUUCAGGAGGCCAUCCCAGCACAAAUCAGCACAGACUAAUUGGUUAUCUUCCUCUUCCAUCUCAUAUUUUCAAAGCCUUUUUUUCAGUUUCUCUUUGGAUCCUUGUCAGACAUGAUAUUUUAGAGUACUUCUUGUAUAUUGUGGAGCAUUGUAACCUCAAGAAACGUAAUUUGUUUGGGUUCUGAUGUCUAGCAUGAUAUUCCUGAAUGACAAACUUUAAGAAUAAAGGACAACUAUAUUUCUUACAGUGUUUUUCCUGCAUUGUGAUUUUUAAGUAUUUAUCAUUUUGUGUAGAACAUGUGUGAAAUUAAGAUAGCAUUUUAGGGUACCUGAGCCUUGUAUGAAGUGAUGUUUCAUUUUCUUGUGUCUAUUGAUGACUAAACAUUGACAAUAACUAUUUUAUACUAACUGAAGUUUGUUAAUGUCUAUAGCUCCAUAAUAUCAUGGAGCAUAAUUACAAUGUAUAUUCUUCUCAUUAAAAACAUGUUAAAGACUU